Myotis daubentonii (Daubenton's bat) is the source of this 3181-nucleotide messenger RNA. It is a transcript of the gene TMEM123, whose product is annotated as transmembrane protein 123. The record is from RefSeq and is a predicted model, not a curated record. Gene Ontology annotation, cellular component: cytoplasmic vesicle. NCBI's taxonomy places the organism in Eukaryota, Metazoa, Chordata, Mammalia, Chiroptera, Vespertilionidae.
CCCACCGCCCGGGCUCCCUACGCAGCGCGCGCUCCAGCCGGACUCCCGCGCCCUAUUUGGUCUUGGGGGGCAGGUGGCGGGAGGGGGGCGUGCGCGGCGGAAGAGGACGCGGGCGGGCUCGCGUGCAGAGGGCCGUUCUCGCUAGCGCCGCCGCCACCUCUGCUGGGGACCCUCGAGGCCGUCGCGUCCCGCCCGGAGAACAAUGGGGCUCGGCGCGCGCGGUAGCUGGGCCGUGUUCAUCGUGGGGACGCUGCUGGUGCUCGCGCUGCUCAAGGUGGUCGUGGACAGCGAAGACCCGGCGGGCUCUUCCAGCGGACAGCCUUCCACAUUUUCCCAUACCUCUACUACUCAGCCAGCAGGGAAUACCACAUUCGUGCCUUCCGUCAAUAGAAAUGAAUCUUCCCACAGCACUGUGAAACCAUCUACAAAUCCAGUUUCCCCAGUGACAAGCACCACCUCGAAAUCCUCAGCAAAGCCAUCAACUCCAGUUUCUCCCAAAAGCGUGACAGCCACCACCUUGAAACCCACAGCGACUUCUCAGAUGACAACACAAGGGGUCUCAGCAAAUAUGACUUCCACCACCUUAAAGUCUACACCCAAAAUAACAACAAGGGUUUCACAACACACAUCCCAGAUGGCGACAUCCACGAUGGCCACAACCCACAACAGUUCAGCGACAUCUGUCUCUUCAUCGGUAACAAUCACAGCAACUAUAAAUUCUAAAGAAAAUAAAGGAUCAAAAUUUGAUGUUGGCAGCUUUGUCGGUGGUAUUGCAUUAACACUGGGAAUGUUAUCUAUUCUUUACGUUGGAUGCAGAAUGUAUUAUUCAAGAAGAGGCAUUCAGUAUAGAACCAUUGAUGAACAUGAUGCCAUCAUUUAAGAAAAUCUAAGGACCAACAGAAAGAAGAUUGAUGAACCCUAUCGAUUAGUUUAAGCCAAUAUUCUGUUUUUUAAAAUAGUAUGAACAACAGGUCAUGCACAUAAUGUACAAUGUAUUACAUAAAUAUUCCUCAUGAUUACUAAAGGUAAAAAAGGUUUGGUUUGGGUUUUUAAUGAACAUUUGGAGCGUACAGUUAACCCAAUGGUUAUAUUCACUUUUAGAAAAUAUAUAAGACAAGUCCUGUCGCAUUUUUCUUGUGGCAUUGGUCACACAGGGCCAGUAACUGGAAGACAUAUCAAAUAGGAGCUUGUCACACACUCAGGAUGUUGACUGUCUUUAGAACUCAGUGCUCUUCAGAGCUGGAUAUAGUUCACUAAUGCCACAUAGCAGAAAAGUUACGAGUAAACCAGGUCGUAAGCAUGAUUUUAGUUUGUGUCUCUUUAGAAAGCAUCAGUAUUUUGUGUUUUAAAGCAUAAUACUUGGUUUAGAAACAAAAUGCACACACCCGAAAAAAAAAUCAAAUAAAAACAGAAACCUUACUGGGGCUUAACCCUGUUAGCCGGUGUAUUUUUUAAAAACUCCUUUCAAGCUUUCAAUAGCAGUUGAUAUAAUUAUCUUUUUUCCCUCUGUGAUUUCAGCAAACUGCAGCGUUUAACGUGAUAGUGUUUUAAAGACUUUGUUAGUAUUAAAUAAGUUAGAUUAUUUGCUACUGUGAGAAUAGCCUCACCACUGGAAAUUGCUUUUUUUAUACCCAGCUAUUAAUUACAUGUUUAGUGAAUAUUUAAAGAUAUGUAGAGCUUUCAAUAUAUAGAAAUGUUUAAUGCAGCAUAAACACACGUAACUUUAAAAUAAAAGUCCCUUACAUGAUUUCCAAAUAACAUUUAGCACUCUGUCUAGUCAGGACUGUAGAUUAAUCUGUUCCUCAAGCCAAGGAUUGUAGAGCCCCCCUCAAGCUACUAAACCUAUAAGAUGAAAAUAUUAUAUUUUUCUGCACUGUGAAAAGUUUGGGGAAACUGCAUUUUUAUAUUAAAACACCAAUGUAUUUUGGAAUAAUUUUAAAACAGGAAUUCCUUAUUGGGGUAUUUUUCCCACCACUCCUCUUUUGCUGAAGAGGAGGCACUUUUAGAUGUAUUGUUAGUGGAGAGAAAAAGCAUAGUACUGUGGGGACACUAAUAUUAGCCAACAUUUGAGUGUUUUCACUUUUCCAGUUUAUAUUUCCAGCACUCAAAACUCAGGGUCAAGACAAAAGAGGUAUUUAGUCAUAAGAUAGCAUUUCUUAGAUUAGUCAAAGUAAAUCAUACCAAUUUCUAACAGUCUAAAAAUGAGCUAAGAUAUCCUAAUAAACAUGAACCUGCAUUUAAUAGAAAUUAAAUGUAACUUUUGUGGCCAGCUUUUGCUUUAUGGAGAAUGCCAUAUACAAAUUUUUAUAUAAAAGGGUCAUUUCUGCUCACUGCAGUAUGGCCAAUUGAUGUGAUGAAUGUGGAUGAUAAAUAUCCAAAGUAUGGAUAUGACAGGAUGUAUGCAACACAUGCAAUAUGGAAGAAAUAUUAUGAAAAGCGUGUGUUUACAUUAGUUUGAGAAAAAUGUGGGCUGAUAGGUAAGUUGUAUGUGACUAACUCAUCUUUAAUAGUAAUAAGGGCCUUUUAAAUUUAAGUUGUUUUGUCCCCUUUGUUCUUGAUAUUUCAGUACUGAAAUCAGCCAGAACUUUGUAGACAGGCCUAGAAUUUUCUUGAAUACUUCUUUCUUUAGCACUUUGAAGAUAUAAAACCACUUUUUAAGUACUAAAUGUUAUAUGCCUUUAGUUCCCUGUGCUUUGGGUUUGAAAUAAUUUAGUUGAAUUUUCUCUGUAUAUAAGUUGUAUAAUUUGUUACUUUUAAAUACCAGUACUUCAGUACAGUCAGGUUUUUUUUGGUUAUGUGCAAAAAUUGGGAGAAACGGGGAUACAAGCCAAUAGUUUGCUUUGGAGCACAUUUCCUAAUUAUUUUCCUAAUUAUGUUUCCUUAAAGCAAAUGUUCAAUUUUGUUUGCAUUCUUUGAGAAUGUAUUUAACUUGAAGAUAAAAGCAAUCCAGAUGUAUAUAUUAGGCAGAAUCCAAUCAACGAUUUAAAAUUUUCAUUAAUCCAUAAAAUAAAUAAAUUCAAAUACAGAUAAAUGAGAGUUGGCAGUAUAUUACAAUGAUAAUUUUGUAUUUUUCAGAAGAAACAUUUAAAGUGAAUUCCUCUUUUUAUUAUAAUAACCAGCUUUGGGUAUUUCAUUGUUACUAAGAUCUAUUUUUAGAAUAAAAUUUUGUUCAAGAGUUUUA